AUGUCCGGAGGAGACAUGGCCAAGCCCCUCCUGGGCCAGCAGAAGACGGAGGGUGACCCCGGCGCGGGGCCGGCGGGGGGCCGCACCAUCGGGGUGCUGGGGAGCGGGGACUUUGCGCGGUCGCUGGCCAUCCGCCUGCUCUGCUCCGGCUUCAAGGUGGUGGUGGGCAGCCGCAACCCCCAGCGCAAGGCCGGCCUCUUCCCUCCCGCAGCAGAAGUCACCUUCCAGGCUGAGGCAGUGAGGAAGACGGAUGUCAUUUUCGUGGCAGUUUUCAGGGAACAUUACUCCACCCUCUGCGACCUGGCUGACGCGCUGGCCGGCAAGAUCCUGGUGGACGUGAGUAACAACACCGAGAUCAACCACCGCAAAGAGUCCAACGCCGAGUACUUGGCCUCUCUGUUCCCAGCCUGCACCGUGGUCAAGGGGUUCAACGUGGUUUCUGCGUGGACGCUGCAGUCAGGUGCCAGGGAUGGAAAUAAGCAGGUUCUGAUUUGCUCAAAUAAUCAAGAAGCCAAGCGCGUUGUAGCAGAAAUUGCUCAGGUCAUGGGAUUCACCCCUGUGGACAUGGGCUGCAUGUCGUCAGCCUGUGAGAUCGAGAACAUUCCCCUGCGCCUCUUGCCAGCCUGGAAAAUCCCCAUCUUUUUGGCUUUGGGGCUUUUUCUUUGCUUCUUCACUUACAACCUGAUCCGGCAGGUCAUCCACCCUUACAUCAGGGAGCAGAAGAACAAGCUGUACAAGAUCCCCAUCGAGGUGGUCAACACAACGCUGCCUUGCGUGUCCUACGUCAUGCUGUCUCUGGUCUACCUGCCGGGGGUGCUGGCAGCCUGCUCACAGCUCUACUAUGGCACCAAAUACAGGCGCUUUCCAGACUGGCUGGACCAGUGGCUCCAGCACCGCAAGCAGAUCGGCCUCCUCAGCUUCUUCUGCGCAGCCCUGCACGCCGUGUACAGCCUGUGCCUGCCCAUGCGCCGCUCCCACCGCUACCAGCUGAUCGAGAUGGCGGCCAAGCAGGCUGUGGAGAAGAAGAGUGUCUGGGUAGAGGAGGAAGUCUGGAGGAUGGAGAUAUAUAUCUCUGUUGGAAUCAUUGCCCUGGGCUUGCUGUCGUUACUUGCCAUCACUUCACUUCCAUCCAUCGCAAACUCUCUCAACUGGAGGGAAUUCAGUUGCAUUCAGUCGACCCUUGGAUUUAUUGCCUUGGUAAUCAGCACCCUGCACACGCUCACCUACGGAUGGUCGAGGGCCUUCGAUGAGAACCAGUACAAAUUCUACCUGCCUCCAACCUACACCCUCACGCUGCUCGUCCCAUGUACUGUGAUCCUAGCAAAAGUCAUCUUCAGUUUUCCCUGCAUCCAGCAAAGACUUCUGCGGAUCAGGAGGGGCUGGGAGAAGGGGAGAUACGUGAAGUUUGUUCUGCCCAGCGCAACAGGGGAAUAUUCAAGUGGGGAAACCUCCAGCAAUGUCUAACAGAGCCCUGGCUGUGGCAGAGGAUUUCAAAGCACUAUCAACAUUUCUAUAAAGG
Molecule: messenger RNA, 1519 nt
Organism: Chaetura pelagica (chimney swift)
Lineage: Eukaryota; Metazoa; Chordata; Aves; Apodiformes; Apodidae
Gene: STEAP3
Product: STEAP family member 3, metalloreductase
Exons: 4
Coding region: 1-1464 (487 amino acids)
Biological process (GO): copper ion import
Cellular component (GO): plasma membrane; endosome
Molecular function (GO): cupric reductase (NADH) activity; ferric-chelate reductase (NADPH) activity
Source: RefSeq, a predicted model, not a curated record